AUUGCCGAACGUGCCGAACUGCCGAGUGCCGAGAAGUAAAUACUGGCAAAGUUGAAUAGCGGUUAUGUGUGUCCCGCCAUAAGUGAUGGACGAUGAUGGAUUGGUGAUAGCAUCGUGAUGAUUCGUAAUAUUUAUAUCAACGAUAGAUACCUUCAAAAAUCAACACGACAGCCAUGGAGGAGAGCCUCGAGGACAGUUUGCUGGACGAUGGGGAUGGCGUCGGGGAGUUGACGGCGCAGACGGCGCUCCAGGAGAUCGAAAACGCCUGGAUGAACGAGAGAUUCGCUCCGGAGAUCUUGCCGCAUCAGUCUGACCUGGUGGACUGCAUGCUGCAACAGAUCGCGCACAUGGAAAAGAACAUCAAGAGGUUAGACAAGAAGGAUCUGCGAGCGCUAGUCCACCGGAUGGAGCUCGAUCGGAUCAAAUACGUCAUUAGCAGCUAUCUGCGAGCACGUUUGGAGAAGAUCGAACGAUAUACGAUUCAUAUCCUGUCGGAGGAGGCAAAUAGAAGUCCAGAGGAAGCUUAUCUGACGCCAGGAGAGUUGCGCUUCGCUAAGGAAUACCUGGCCAAUCUGGAGACGUUCUUCAAGACGGUGGCUUUACAGCACAUGCCGCCUAACUUUCAGCGAUUUGAGGCAAACAAGUUUAUUAUUAAGCCUAAUUUGCAGGCACAUGUGUUUUUGCGUGCCAAUCAGAGGAUUCCCGGCAUAGUCUUGCCUGGCAUGCUGAAUGAAGAGAUAGACUUUGAGGAAGGUUCACAGCAUAUCAUACAGUAUAGUGCCGUAGCGCACUUGGUUAAAUCCGGUGUAGUGCAGUUGAUUUGAUGUUCUUCUAGAUCAAGGAAACAUAGUUAAGA
Mycetomoellerius zeteki is the source of this 856-nucleotide messenger RNA. It is a transcript of the gene Sld5, whose product is annotated as DNA replication complex GINS protein SLD5. The record is from RefSeq and is a predicted model, not a curated record. Gene Ontology annotation, biological process: DNA-templated DNA replication; double-strand break repair via break-induced replication. The coding region runs from base 174 to 824 and encodes 216 amino acids. Gene Ontology annotation, cellular component: GINS complex. Lineage: Eukaryota; Metazoa; Arthropoda; Insecta; Hymenoptera; Formicidae. The transcript is spliced from 2 exons.